Molecule: messenger RNA, 552 nt
Organism: Cyclocybe aegerita
Lineage: Eukaryota; Fungi; Basidiomycota; Agaricomycetes; Agaricales; Hemipholiotaceae
Source: the annotation of a GenBank genome assembly
AUGUCCUUCCUAAAUAGCCGCUCAACAACGCCAACUAUCCAGAUAUCCCGCAGCACUUCUGAAGAACCCAAACCACCGACAACUGACCUUCUGACAUUCCGACACGAGAAGAGCAACGUCUUUGUGAAGGUGCCCCCCAAUUACGAGAACGCAGUAGACACUGCCACUACAGAGUUUGACGAACUACGAAACGUCCCCCGAGACCGGGUAGGGUUUUGUGCCGUCUACCGGGAAAAAGGGCAAGAACCCCGGACGAUCAGAAUCUCGGCUGCUGCAUGGCCAGCAUUCGUGUCGGACCUCCCAAGAGGCGCAGUGAUCCGUGUCAUCCUCCGUCCCGACCCCGACACGAAGACACCGCCACCCAAAUAUCUGGAAAAUUCUGACCAGAACUGGCUGAGCAGAGGGUUAGCAAACAGAAGGGAAGCUAAGGAAAGUCGAAAGUCGAAAUCUCCACCUCCUUCCCGAGGCUCGAAGCAACCAUCCGGGACUUCGACGCCCGGGACAGUGAGGAGGAGGAACAUGGCUGGAUUCGUUUUCUGGCCAGCAAAGUGA